AUGCUAUAAUAAAAAUUAAUAAUUUAGAUUCAUAAAUAUUUAUUUACAAAUAAAAUUUUUUACAGUUAAUUCAAUUAGCUCAAAAACUAAUAUAGUUUUGCUUUUGAUUCAAAUGUUAUUUUUUAGAUUAAUUAAAAAUUGGCGUACACAAUCGACAUUAAAUCUGUUCUAUCAAAUCCAUCGUUAACACUUUUUUUAACCAAAAAUUAAAUCGUGGCCAGUCAUUCCACUUUUCCAAUACCUUCAAUAAGGAAAGUGAUGCUUCCCUCAAGGACAUGUUACCAAAUCUAACCGCUCAUCAUGCUCUUUUCUAAUAAAGAAUUCUUGACAUCCCAAAAUAAUACCUAGGUUUUUUUUCAGCCUUUUCUGAUACCGAUCUAUUCGUUAAUAGCAAAGCACAGAUUGAAGAAACUCUCAACUAAAUUUAUACCCCUCUCCUGGCUACAAGUUUCUCCCCUAAAACUCAGACUCAGUGAUUUUAAUAAAUUAGCACCAUUCCUACGCCCAUCCUAGACGCAUUAUGAGGAUUGAGGAUUUUUGAUUGGUUGAACGUUCCAUCAAAUACUCCCUUUCGAACAUACAACCUAAGAAUAUCCCCAAUUUUAAAUUCGCAAACAUAGAUAUUCGAUGCGAAUAGUUGGAAACAAUUCCGAACCAAAUUCACGGUCUUCACCUUUCUGCAAAUUAAUUUAGAAUAUUCAUUAGGUCCCGUACGGGUUAUAACGUAACAGUCUUCUCCUAUACAUUCUCCCUCUAUUACAUUCAGAUUGAAAACCCAUGCUGCUUAGAACUCUGAAGUCUCAGCACAAGACUGUAAUCAAAUCGAUUGAAACGUAUCCCCUGGUAUAUGGGUUUGCCUCUUGCAUAUAGUUUCUUAAAGUUACAGGAAGGAAAAUAUCUACACUCUCCGAUGACCUCAAUGAGUUUUUUUUAUCUCCGCUUGGCUUUGAGAAUCGCUGCACAAAUUCCUUAUCAACUCACGGUUCCAUAUGGUUUUAGAAGAAGGAAAAAAAAUUUAAUAUUGUGCUAUUUGUUAUUUUUAAAAUAUUGUAAAAUUUUUUCCUGAAUGCUCUCAUUCGGACUUUUUCCAAGACUUACAAGCCAAAUCAGGUCCACAUUGCUAGAAUGUAACGAAUAGCUGCGAUACAUUUUACGAAAAAUACAAGCAACGAUACAAAUAAUGUUCGUAUUUCCUUUUCCUUAUUAUUCGCAUACCUUUUCUUAUUUUUAAGAAAAGAUACCAAAUUUAUACAUAAAUAAUUUUUUAUUCAUAUUACAUAUUAUAAAAUGUAUUGAUUUAAAAAAUGGAUAAAUAUAAAAAUUAAUAUGAAACAUUUUUUUUUAUUAAAAAAAAAAUUAUUUUUUAAAACUAAGUAAAGAUUCCCUUCUCUUUAUUUUAAAGUUCAGUUAUAAAAAAAAAAAAUCCAAUUAAGAUAUUUUCUUAUUAUUUAUCCCUAAUAUUUUCUAAAUAUUGGUCAUAAAAAUAUUCCAAAGAAAAAAUCAAAUAUAUUAUCUAACAAAUUAUCAAAUUUUCUUUUAAUUAUAUUUAAAAAUAAUAGCAAUAAAAAAUGUAGAUUAGUAAAAAUAAAAAAAUAAAUUACCAGUAUAAUGAUUAUAUGAAUUUUUUUUAUUAUGAUAGUUUCUAAUGUUUAUCAGAUGUACACCGAUUUUUAUUACAUUAAAUUUAAGUGCGAAAUUUUAUUCGAUUCUAUAUAAUAAAUAGUAAUACCUUUCUUGGGGAAAUUGAUGGAAAUGUUUUUCUCUAUACCAUUCUCCUUCUAUUUCAUAUCUUUAGUUACUCCUGGAAAAUUCGACGAAACGGAAUACAGAUUAAUUCGAUAUUUGAUGAGUGAUUAUGACAAACACAUAAGACCUUCGGUUAGAGCUACCUUACCUAUCAACGUUUCUUUUGGAUUAUCGUUGACUCAAAUUAUAAAUGUGGAUGAAAGAAAUCAAGUUUUGACGACAAGUUGCUGGUUAAAUCAAGCCUGGAUUGAUUUCAAACUACGUUGGGAUCCGAGAGAAUUUGGUAACAUCUCGGUUAUCAGAUUACCCGAAGAUGCCAUCUGGAAACCUGAUAUCAUUCUAUAUAACAAUUUGGACCAAAAUUACAAGAACGCUAUCCUCUCCACUUACGCUAUAGUGAGCUCCGAUGGCAACGUUACCCUACUAUCCGCUAUAAUAUUGCAUAGCUCGUGCAGGAUAAGCGUGAGAUAUUUCCCUUUCGACGAACAAAAUUGCUCCAUGAAAUUCGCCUCCUGGACUUACGACGGCUAUCAAAUUAACUUGAUUCAACCGUCGGAAGAAGCUGACCUUUCCAAUUACGUUCCCAAUGGAGAAUGGGAAUUGUUGAGCUUGAGUGUAAUGAGAAACGUAGUUUUUUACUCUUGUUGCUUAGAGCCUUAUCCCGAUCUAACUUACCAAGUACGACUCAGAAGAAGGCCACUUUUUUAUAUAUUUAACUUCGUAUUACCUUGCGUGCUUAUAACAGCUAUCGCUUUAUUAGGCUUUUACAUGCCUAGCGAUUCUGGAGAAAAAGUUACCUUGGGCAUUACUACGCUACUUUCUAUGACUGUUUUUAUGAUGUUAGUAGCUGAAAGUAUGCCUCCGACAUCCGAAGAAUUACCUUUAAUAGGAAUCUAUUAUGGAGUUACGAUAAUUAUUGUUUCAUUAGCUACUGGGAUGACCGUAUUUACAUUAAAUUUACAUCAUCAAGGAUUCAGAGGGAAAAAAGUUCCGCCACUUUUGAGGCGCAUUGCUUUUCUUUACCUGGCCAAAAUCAUAUUUUUUAGAUUCGAUCUUAAAAAUGACAUUCCUUAUAAGAAAUUGAAAAAACAACGAACCUAUGAUUCUCCCGAAUUAUCAGAGGCUAACAAAAUAGAUUAUUUCAAAAGUUUUUCCGACUUUAUUACACCUCAAACUCCCAAUAACUACUGUAAAUACAUUUACAAUGAUUAUUCAACCCCUGUUAAGGGUGAAGGCAAGACAACAAGUUCAAAAGAAAUGGCUAGUGAAGAUUCAACUGCAUUUAUCGAGAAAAAAAACUUGCAAAAAUUGGCCGCAAAAUAUCACAAUGUUUUACCAUUGUCAAACAUAAUAUACAAUAACAAGCCAAACGGCAUCGUUAUGGGAAGGACAGAUAUAACAAAUAUUUCAGAGUAUAUUGAGAAAGAGGCGCAUAACGUUGAAAAAUCUAAGCCCUUUCAAUUUUUGGAUUUAAGCAAUAAUUAUAAAAUGAACCAAGAAACGCUGCAAAUUCUUAAUGAAACGUUGCCCCGCAACAGAAUUAAGCAUUAUAUAAGAGACGAAAAAAAUGUAGAGAAAAGGGAGGAGGCGAAGAAAUCUAGCUUAGACAUUGAUACAAAUAAUGAUUCGUGCUAUAGAGAAAGCUGUUUUAACGCACCUAGAAGUGAAGUGGAAAUUAGAUUUUUGCUCGUUUUGGAAAAAAUCCACUCAAUGAUGGAUAAACACGAGAUGCGAAUCCUUGAACAGGAUGAAAAAGAUAAAAUUAAAGAGGAAUGGAUGCAAAUAGCACUUAUAAUGGAUAGAAUCUUGCUUUUACUGUUUGUCACAUUCACUAUAAUAAUAUCUUUCAUGAUAAUUUACUCCUCGCCGUAUUCCAAAAUGCGUUUAUAUUUGGAUGCGAAAUUCGGUGAUGCGAACAACAAAACGCUAAGCUCAAACCAUUUCUAAAUUCAUCCUUUUUUGAGUUUGUACGUUUCAAAAUUAUAUAUGAUUAACUUAAUUGUGAAAAAAAGAAAUAAGUGA
This is a messenger RNA of Gordionus sp. m RMFG-2023, 3768 nucleotides long. Its product is annotated as neuronal acetylcholine receptor subunit alpha-10-like. The record is from RefSeq and is a predicted model, not a curated record. The transcript is spliced from 9 exons. Gene Ontology annotation, cellular component: postsynaptic membrane; neuron projection; synapse. Bases 1747 to 3693 code for a protein of 648 amino acids. Lineage: Eukaryota; Metazoa; Nematomorpha; Gordioida; Chordodea; Parachordodidae. Gene Ontology annotation, biological process: signal transduction; chemical synaptic transmission; regulation of membrane potential. Gene Ontology annotation, molecular function: acetylcholine-gated monoatomic cation-selective channel activity; transmembrane signaling receptor activity.